Molecule: messenger RNA, 1096 nt
Organism: Ectocarpus sp. CCAP 1310/34
Lineage: Eukaryota; Phaeophyceae; Ectocarpales; Ectocarpaceae
Source: the annotation of a GenBank genome assembly
UGCGAUAUCAUCGCCGUCGGGCGAGCGUUGGACAAGUCCGACGAGAUCAUGUCAAGCAUCGACCCGGCCUACCACCUCGACACCUACCGAGCCCUGUACGCGGACAGCCGGUUCGAGGUGCAGCUGCCGGUGCCUGAUGAGCUGGCGGUUGACGUGGACAUUCUUCCUCCGGCCUGGGUGCCCAACCAGGCUGGUCGCCCCAAGAAAAAGGGGCCCUCGAGGACGAAGAGGAUCCCAUCCAGGGGAGAGCACGCUUCGUCGUCCUCCUACAACGUCCGCCUGAUGCCCGCCCUGUCUGAGGGCGCGCCUGCAUCGUAGCAGGGAGCGCCCGCAUCGUCGCAGGGAGCGCCCACCUUGUCUCAGGGAGCUCCCGCCCUGUCGCAGGGCGGCGUGCAGUCUGGUGUUAUCUCCGUUGACUAGAUGGGUAACAAGUACCUCGCGUUUCGUGACCUCGGAGUUUGCUGUCUUCGACCACCAUUGUCCGUUGUGCUGUCGCUCUUGCUGUGUCUUCUUGAAGUUCCUCGGUAACGUUUCCUCGUGUUGUGAUUUUACGGAGGGAUGGGCCGGUGAAGUGGCUGAGCAGCGGCGGUACUGGCCUGGCAUGGCAUGGCCUGGCCCGCCUUGUUUGGGUUGAGAAAUUCCGGGCAUGAAUCUCACGCGAGUUGUCGCAGGAUGGUGUUGGGCUGUUGAUUUUUGACUGUUGGGUGUGCGAGGUGACCGGCCUCCCUUCACACAAGCACGGCGGUCAGUUCGCUGUAGCGCCAACCUAGUGGGGGCACGAUUUUGCGUCUCUGACGGUUGUUUUGUUUGGGUAGCUUUGACAGGAAAUAAUCUAUUGUCUCGACUAGGAGCGCUGUGCGUUUUUUUGUCUCGUGUUUCGUGUGUCAUUUCCGAACUCUUCGUUCUGUUCCGGGGUCGUUUAUCGUUUCACCUUUUCAUUCUGUUUUUGGUCCAUCCGUCUUGUUUAUUUCGUGCCAUCUUCGCCUCUUCAGUCGGUCCACGUUAGAUAUCUGCUGACAGUUGGAUCAUCAGAUGGCACCAGAAAGAAAGCUUUUAUCGCCAAUACGAGGGACGGUACGUGUUGAUCCUGUGUUUC